Striga hermonthica is the source of this 1053-nucleotide messenger RNA. NCBI's taxonomy places the organism in Eukaryota, Viridiplantae, Streptophyta, Magnoliopsida, Lamiales, Orobanchaceae. The record is from the annotation of a GenBank genome assembly.
AUGUCAGCAAAUUCAGCUAACCCCAUGCCUUCCGGCGGCACUAACUGCUUAUCGUCGGUUCUCCGGCGAAUGCUUUGCUCCGGCAGCCUUCCGACACACCCUUCCGACCAAUAUCCCGAUACUUCCAUACCCGGAAACCUUUCCAAACACGACGAAAUUGUGAUGAAACAGGGCACGGGCUCGAAACCGGGCGUGGUGGCGAAGUUAAUGGGCCUCGACUCUUUUCCGGACUCGCCGAGCUGGGCCCACAAAGACCGUAGCUUGGGCUCCUUUCUCCGGAGCCGGUCGGUCAACUCCAUUGAUUUUCUGCCGCCUUUCGACCCGCCAAGACUACACCGGCGGGUCAGAACGUCUGUUUCGUUUCGCGAAGGAUUGUAUAAUUGUCGAGAGCUCGUGAGCUCGCCGGUUUCAAAUUACUCGGAGAAAGUGGGUGAAUUUGGAGAAGACGAGGAAUCGAGGGGCGGAAGUGAAGUUCACGAAAAGUUUCGGGAGAGAAGAGUGAUUCGGAAAAAGCUGGAGAUGGAGCUGUGUAAGCGAAAAAAGGCUUUGCAUGGGAGGAAAAAAAGACAAGGCUUGAAUUUGAAGGAGAAAAAGGCAGUUAUGAAGACAGUGGUGGGUUUUAAUUUUAAGGAAGAUUUGUCGUUACAGCCUAAUAAGUGUCUGAAGAUGAAAAAGCAGAACAAGAUUAUGUGUAUAUAUCCUGCUGAGAUUAUACCAGAAGUCAAACAAGAAGAGAAUUCAAGGCGAAACAUACGAUCUAAAACCGCAAGUUCGAAGAUUCCAUGUUCGCGCAAAGCUGGUUCUCAUGAUCGGGGGACGAUAAAUGCAAUUGCGAAAGGGAAGAAGGGAAAGAAAAUCAAACACGACGAGCAAUAUUGUUACUACAAAACAAUGGCGGAGAUAAUAUGUGGGCUGACAGAAGAAAGCGUAAACGAGAAAUGGACAUGGAUGGAAUUUGAAGAUUUUGAGGAUGUAUGCGAACUGCUCGGGCGGGGAAUUCUUGAAGGUUUGCUGAAACAGUUUGUUGACGAGCUCGUGCGCGCAGGAUUAUGA